Xenopus laevis (African clawed frog) is the source of this 3322-nucleotide messenger RNA. RefSeq names its product inositol hexaphosphate kinase 1 S homeolog (gene ip6k1.S). Gene Ontology annotation, cellular component: nucleus; cytoplasm. The coding region runs from base 1388 to 1921 and encodes 177 amino acids. The record is from RefSeq and is a predicted model, not a curated record. The transcript has 4 exons. NCBI's taxonomy places the organism in Eukaryota, Metazoa, Chordata, Amphibia, Anura, Pipidae. Gene Ontology annotation, molecular function: kinase activity; inositol hexakisphosphate kinase activity. Gene Ontology annotation, biological process: phosphatidylinositol phosphate biosynthetic process; inositol phosphate biosynthetic process.
UCUGAACACAACUGUGUGUGUGUGUGUGUGUGUAUAAUAUUGUAUUACUCCUUUUGCCAUUUUUAUGUGGGACAGAAUGUAAUGCUUAGUCUAUGAUAUCAGAGUAACCUAACAGAAAUCUGACCUUUGCAUCAAAAGAUAAAGAGGAGGAAAGUUUCCAGACCCACAGUAUGUACUUCCUUGCUUAACAAGCAGCCCAGACUGGAAGACUUCUUGAAAUAAAUAUCAAAAUCUUGCAGCUUGUCAUCUGGUUAGGGAACUGCCACUGAUGUGAUGAAAAAAUUGCAUGAAAAUUCCCAAAACAAAGAAAAACUUUUGUGGAGUACUUAAGCAGCGAGCUUGAUUGGAGUUGGGAUGCAAUAAACAUAGAGCUUACACUCUUGGUUUCUGACAAGUGCUGGACACAUUGCUGUAAUGCAGAGCUGAAACUCAACUACUGAAUGUAUAUACAGUACUUGCUUAAUAUACUGACUGUAAGCGGAAUCUUAUCCAAAGAGCCUGGCAUAGAAAACCAGCACUGCAGAACUACAACUCCCUCCAAGGUUAAUGCUGUCAAUGUAUGGACUAUACCUUCUUACUGCUAUUAAACCAAAAUUGUCUGGACUGCAGUAUUCAAAGCAUUUAAAGGAAGAAAAUGAAAACCUUAACAGCAGAGCAUUUAUUUAUUUUUUUAUUUAGUUUUCCGACGAGCAUUUUAUGGUUUCUUAGGAAAAUAGUAAAUGCCUAGGAAUUUUUAAGUCAUUGGUGUCAUUUAGUAUCAACAAAUGGACCAGUAAUUCCCAGUCUUAACAAUGACACCAUUGUUGUUGCUUCCUAUUUUUUGUUUUUGAGCAAAACAUGCUCAUCUGAUAUAAUAUUGACAUGAACUCAUCACUGAACAGUCGUAGAGCCGUUAUUUUAUGUAAUCAUAACUUAGGCCCAAGUCGUUUUAAAGGUACAGUAAUAACAAAAAAGCAUUUGCCUAUAGUAUGCUCUUCGUCUGCACGUUUGAAACUUCUGCAGCUUUGUAGAAGUAAUCAUAUUUGUGAUUGAAAAGUUUCGCAUGGCCUUUGUGGAUACGCAUUAUAGAAGGAUUUGUUGAAGCAAUUGACCAAAUGGAGAUUCGUUUAGGCAACAUGAACACGGCAAAGCUAAAAGGCUAAACAAUUGGAUUACAACAAUGGGAAUGGGCGCCAAUUGGACGAGGACUGAAUCAACUGCGAUUGUGGGGAAAAUCAAACCUACAUAAUCUAUAUCUGGCCUAUUUUUGCCCAGCUAUCUGUCGCAGAGAUUCCUCGAGUGAUUGCAGUGUGAGAAAUUUGUGUCCACUGUUGUUUGCUCUGCAGUGCUGCUCCGAGGCCCCCAAGCCCGUCCCCAUGCCCCUACCAAGCAUCGGGCUUCCAACGCAAUGUGUGUUUGUCAAACCAUGGAAGUGGGGAAGUGCAUCAAGAACACUGUGUGUGACAGGGGCCGGGGGGUCCUGCUGGAGCCAUUUAUCCAUCAGGUCUUUCAUGUGGACACUGGGCACUACCUGUGUUUAAACAAAUACUAUGGGAGAGGACUGAGUGCAGAAGGUUUCCGGCAGGCCCUGUUCCAGUAUCUUCACAAUGGUGUUCGUCUGCGUUUUGAUCUGUUUGAACCUAUCCUGUACAAGCUGAGGCGCCUUAAAUGUGUUCUGGAAAGCCAAGCCUCUUACCGCUUUUAUUCUAGCUCCCUUCUCAUUAUUUAUGAUGGGCGAGACUAUCCAGCAACCAAUGUAGCCGAUCCAUUGGUCCAGGAACGCGCACCCAAAGUAGAUGCACGCAUGAUUGACUUUGCCCACAGCACCUAUAAGGGCUUCCGUGAUGACCCCACAGUGCAUGAUGGGCCAGACAAAGGGUACGUUUUGGGCUUGCGCAGCCUUAUCAAUGUCUUGGAGCUUAUUCGAGAUGAAAGCCAAUAAUCUCUAUAUAGCAAACAAAUGACCUGGUCCUGCUUAGCCAUUUCAUCUGAUUGUGAGUCACACAAAUAUAAGGAGGUAACUGCACUCACUUCCUUGUAUAAACCAAAUGAUGCCGAUAUCCAUUUUAUUCUGAGUGAACUUUUUUUUUCCUGAUUAUGAGCUUUUUUUGUCUGCUAAAAAUGGCAAUUGUUGCUCUACUGUUUGCUAAGGUAUGCAAAGAACUGUUCCAGUGCAGGUGUUUGUCACAUAAAUGGAAAAGCGCACGUGAGAUACGGUUUCCUGGCUUUUUGGCCAAGAAUUGUAUACAAAUUCCUGCAAACCUGCUUUGCUAUGAAGUAAAAAAAUACAGCUGUUUUUACACAGAAAACGAAUUUCUCAGGCCUUUGUGUUCUUACUGCCAUGCUGGGGACUGGACAGUAGCCAUUUCCCCAAGAAAACCGUCCUUUUGGCUGAGAACAAAGAAAUGCAAUGCAAUGAAAUAUGGACCCUUUUAGAGACCUUCGGACUUGUGGCUUUCAACCACAUCAGUGUACAUAUUUAUAUAUUCCUAUAUAUAGACACAAAUAUAUAAGAUUGAAUCUAUAUAGAGCUAUAUUAUCCACGCUUAUCUGUGUGUGAUGCCAGUCUUCUCUCUUCUGGAGGGUUGAUUGGCUGAUAUUUUUUUUUUAAUGUUAACACAAGUGUUUUUGUGACCUGGUUUACAAGACAAUGAGUGUGAAGGUUGUUUCCCCAAACAGAACCACACCAAGCUGUUUCAAACCCGUUGCAUACUGGUGUGCUUCUGAUCAAUCUCAUUUAGCCACUAUCAUAGGUAGAUAAUGUUGGUUAGCACGGAGCUAUCCCUGUAACAGGCCUGAAGGAUGCUCCUACUAACUCUAAAUGAUAUCAGCUGCUAAAUAGAAUUACAAUAGAGCACUUCUACACUAGCAAAAUUUGGAGGCACAGAAUACAAUACCUUUUGGUGCUAUAAAAAAAAAAAGAAGCUAUAUCCAUUAGACUUAGAGACGUUUCUGAUGAUCAGAUUAUAAUAAAUAAAAAGCUGUGUCUGUCCCUAGAACACAGUAAUUCCCUGCAAAUGUUUUCUUUGUCAUAAUAGUAGCAAGUGCUUCUUGUAUCACUUCCCAAUGAUUAUAAUGGCAAGAAGUUUCUUGGGUGUUGCUGUGUUUUUGACCCCCUCAUCCUGUAAAAGUAUUAGAGCUCAAAAUACUGUCGCAUCACCAAAUGAGAUUUUACCUCACUGAAAGUGGCAUGUGCCAGGAAAAUGUAUUGACUGUCGGAUAUCUCGGAGCAUUAGGAACACGUCACACCUCAAGAUCUGACUUGCUAAAAGGGCACCUAUCACAGCCAAAUUCAAACACGUAUUACAAUCUGACCAGUACAACCUAAACACGUUUAGUUAAA